AUGACCAACCACAUCACGUUCUUCUACCGCUCGUGCCCUGCCGUUGGCAAGCAGAUUGGCAGCACUAUCGGCCGCCUCUACACUCAAGUAACAGUCGAUAUCUCGAUCGCGCUCCAAGCGGCACAAGUAUUUCAAUUGCCGGUGGCUUGUCCUGUGCCACUCCAGCUCUUGUACGGAACGACGCUUAGAGAUCGAGAUUUGGAGAUUGCCAAAGGCUAUGCCGAUACCCUCAGCAAGAAGAUCAAGAGUGGAAUUAAAGAAAUCAAGAAAUAUCUCAAGCAAGGGCAUGGUAUCAUCGAUACUCUCUCGGGAAAGACAUCCAACCCGGUUGGCGGCCAGAGACAGGUUGACGCUACUACUACCUACGACGUUAUUAUAGGUACAUUCUUAGAGGAUGCAAAACGAUACCAGAGCGAUAGCUGGACGUCGAAAUUUCUGGUGUGGUGUGCCAACUUCAGUGCUGGUGCUCUUGACUACAUUGCCAAUUCCCUUCCACUCCGAUCAGUGGCUAAUUCGGAAACCGACACGAGAACAGAUGGGCGUAUGGCAAACCGAAAGUACUGGCAGCGCCGGCGUACCCUGGCUCGAGUAGUCAACACGAUCGUCCAUCGCCUCCCGGGUCACUCGCGGGUCAUAUAUGCCGCUCUCGGAGUGAAAAAUUACUAUUUCUCCCCUCGCCAUGGUCUCUCCGACCCUCAACUUGACUCGAUAAUAUCAUGGGUCCUUAUGGAUCUAGAAGAAGAAGAUUUGACUAUUUUGGACCAACAUCCAGAUAUAUAUUGUCCUGUUCAAGCCAUAACUGAGAGGACCCAGUUAAGGUAA
Fonsecaea nubica is the source of this 822-nucleotide messenger RNA. RefSeq lists its product as hypothetical. The transcript is spliced from 4 exons. The record is from RefSeq and is a predicted model, not a curated record. The coding region runs from base 1 to 822 and encodes 273 amino acids. NCBI's taxonomy places the organism in Eukaryota, Fungi, Ascomycota, Eurotiomycetes, Chaetothyriales, Herpotrichiellaceae.